Molecule: messenger RNA, 2529 nt
Organism: Anoplopoma fimbria (sablefish)
Lineage: Eukaryota; Metazoa; Chordata; Actinopteri; Perciformes; Anoplopomatidae
Exons: 4
Coding region: 110-1495 (461 amino acids)
Biological process (GO): regulation of transcription by RNA polymerase II
Molecular function (GO): RNA polymerase II cis-regulatory region sequence-specific DNA binding; DNA-binding transcription factor activity
Source: RefSeq, a predicted model, not a curated record
ACUCCUCCUUCCAGACAUUUGUGUGCAUCCUCCCUGCACCUGAUAUAUACAGGUGAAUAUAUAUAUAUUUAUUUGCAUUUCUAAUAACAAGCAGAAGUCCUUGUGGAGCAUGCAGAACAGCGGCUUCCAGAGCCAGCUGCUGUCCGUCAUGGAGGUCCUGGCCAAGGCGGCCGUGGCGGAGAUCCACCGGAGCGUGGAUGACAGCUGCGCGGUGCUCCGGCUGGAGGUGAGCCAGAGCCGGCGGGACAUCGAGCUGCUGCGGAGGAAGUGUGAGGCGAUGGAGGCAGAGCUGAGGAGGAGCCGGAGGAGAGCCAGGAGGAGAGUGUUUUAUCCUCCUGCAGCCGAGAGGUUCUCCCCUUUAGUCAAAGUAGUGCUGCACAGAGAGAGACAGAGCACAGGCUGGGACGCUGAGGCUCAAGAUCAACCCCAGCAGUGUGCCGACGUGGAGCCGGCUAACGAAGCUGAACACAUACUGAUCAAAGAGGAGUGUGAAGAGGAGACGAACGACUCGGAGGACAAACUGAUCUCUGGAGCCGAGCAGCAGCCGCGUUUCGACGCCUCACAACCGGCCCAGACUGACAGCUUCGUAGAGCGUUACCACUCUGCUGAGAACCCAGCCGACCCUGGAUCUCUGGUUUCCCCCGCAGACGUCUACGACACUUUCCCAGAGCAGCAGCUGGACGGACACCGAAGCGAGGCAGAGCUCGUGGUGAAACACGAGAACGAGGAAGAGCCCGACGAGAAUGCAGCUCCUCUCGAUCCAACCCACAGGUUUGAGACGGAGGAAGUCGACCGUCAGCUGUGGCCGUCCGACCCGUGCGGAGACGCCGUUGAUCCGAGCUUCUCGGGCGCCGAGCAUCAGUUUGAGCCGAUUCCCUUUGUGUUCCCGUCACAGAGUGGGAUGCAUUUGGAGGACACGGUGCCUCAAAUUCACUCGGUGGGGAAAUCACAUUCAGUCCUGGUGAGUGCAGCACGCGUGAAGAGAAGAGCCAGAGCGUUGGGAUGUAGGAGAUCGCAACCAGAGGAAGGACACAGUGCGUUGUCUCAGAUUAACACCAUGGAUCAGUGCUUGAUUCCUCAACAAUCACAGAAUCAAGUGAGGAGCCAACACGAGGAUUUGACGCCGCCAAACCAAGCAGCAUCUUCUUUCUGCAUGAACAACCGAAGCAGCAGCAGCGGCGGCGGCGUUGGCGGCUUCGGCCUGGCGAGGAGGAUGAGGACGCCCUGGAGGUCGGGCAUCGGCGAGAAGAGGUUCAGCUGCACGUACUGCGACAAAAGCUUCGUGAGGUUCAGUCAGCUCAAGGAGCACCUGAGGAGCCACACGGGGGAGAAACCGUUCAGCUGCCUGCAGUGCGGCCGGAGCUUCACCAAACAGUGCAACCUCAUCCGACACGCGGUGGUCCACAGCGGAGAGAAACCCUACGAGUGCUCGCUGUGCGGGAAGUGCUUCACGCAGCGCUCCAGCCUGAAGUCGCACCAGAAAACAGCACACUGAGUUCACAGGGGUUUAUUUUAUACAUCGGAUUGAUAAGUUAGUUUUUGGAUGUAAUUUUGUUGUAGUGUUUUUAUUAUAUUAUUAUAGUAUUUAAUACAAUUUUGAUAAAAAUGAGACUGGAAUGGUAAUACUGUAUCAUCAUAUAGCUUUAAUGUGGUUUCAAGUUCAACUACAUGUAUGUAUAUUUUGAAUUUUAGGUUUUUUUGUAGUAUUUUUCCUUUAGUGGCUCUAGGCAGACACUAGUUGCCAUUGUUUUCGGUCAAUACAGUCAAUAACUGACAAAAAUGUCUGUAGAGAAUUGAAUUGACUGCCUGAAACUGGAGGGGAAAGACACUAAACUUUCUAAAGACAGUAAAUGGUCAGAACAUCCGAUCCGACCUGGUAUGGCCCUUUAAAUGUGUAACUUCCUGUCUUGAAAUUGCUCCAUUUGUUUAGAUGAGUUAAAGAAACACCUUUGCUUCUUUUGUGAUAUCAGCACUGUUAAUGUUUUUAUUUCCCAAAAAUAUUUAUUGUAUAUUAAUAUCUUUUUAAAAGCACAAAAAGUCCCAUUAUAUUGUUAUAUAUAUAUAUAAUGGUUUUUUUUACAUGUUGUUUAAUUGUUGUGACAUACAGUGAUGGACAUUAGGAGAGUUCUCCACUCAGAUAGAAAUAUGAAGGAUACACUAAUUAAAAUAUUUUAAGAAUAAGGAUGUCAGGUGUUCUGCUGGUCCAACAUUUCACCAAACUCUAAAUUCUGUCAGAUUUAUUGGUGCUAGAGGUGAACUAUGGAAGACAGGACCAAAUAUUAGUAUGGAUAUGAUUUGUUGGGUCAUUUUUAUGUAAGACAUUGUAGGUGAAGUCUGCAUUAGUCCGUCUGUUUCUUUAUCAUUUCACUGCAGUUUGGUUUUAAGCAAAGCUUUGUGGGAAAAGUCUGCACUAUAUUAGCUCUUAAUGAUCAUGUCAGUCUCAAAAAACUUUGUUAAUGAGCAAAAGUGAUGCUGAGCUUGUACACAGUUCGGGCCUCUAAUGUUUGAUCAUUAAAGUCAUUGCUUGAU